AUGGCGGACCCAGACGAGCGACCGCUUCCAGCAGGCUGGGAAAAGCGCAUGAGUCGCACGAACAACCAGGAGUACUACUACAACCAAGCAACUGGUCGAAGUCAGUGGGAACGUCCCACGGAGCCGGCGUUUGGAAAAGGUUCAGAUCUCAAACAAGUUCGAGCAGCUCAUCUUCUUGUGAAACAUGCUGGUAGCCGUCGUCCGUCAAGUUGGAGAUCCGACAACAUAACCCGAACUAAGGAAGAUGCAAGAAAUAUUCUAAAGGAGUAUGUUCGUCAAAUUCAAAACUCGAGCAAUCCCGAAGCUACAUUCAGAAAAUUGGCGCAGCAAUUCAGUGACUGCAGCUCAGCGAAAAGAGGUGGUGAUCUAGGUGGGUUAUUUUGCAUUUUAAGCUAA
Messenger RNA from Cooperia oncophora, 396 nucleotides. The record is from the annotation of a GenBank genome assembly. Lineage: Eukaryota; Metazoa; Nematoda; Chromadorea; Rhabditida; Trichostrongylidae.